Molecule: messenger RNA, 1078 nt
Organism: Arachis ipaensis
Lineage: Eukaryota; Viridiplantae; Streptophyta; Magnoliopsida; Fabales; Fabaceae
Source: RefSeq, a predicted model, not a curated record
AAUUCUUGGCCUGCACCUCGCAUUUUUUAUUAUCUAUUUAUGGGUAUGUGCAUAUAGUGGGUUUUGAGAUGUAAAGGGAGAGGAGAGGAAUUAAAAAGGGAUAAUAUGGAUAGGAAUGCGCGGCAGUGAAUCAUAGAAAUAGAAAUAGAAAUUGGAAUUGAAGCCAUGAGCGUCAACAUGGUGGCAGUGGCGUCCAUGGCCACUCCAUCCAUCACCAUCAGCUUCACUAAUUCCAAAUCACUUCCUCUUUCCUCUUCUUCUUCUUCUUCUUCACUUCCCAGCUGCUGGCCUUCUUCUAAUUCAACUCUUCGUCGUCAUCCUUCUUCUUGUGCCCUCACUCUUCGUUGCGGCGCCGCCGUCUUUGCCUCUUCCUCUUCCCCUUUCACUUCCCCCAAUUCCAAUUCAAGUUCCGUGAUUGUGGCCGCGCUUGGAAUCGAUGCACAGCCUGAGCGUGAUUACGAGCCUCUUCAGGUUAUGAUUUCGGGUGCUCCUGCUUCCGGAAAAGGCACUCAAUGCGAGCUUAUCAAACACAAGUACGGUUUAGUGCACGUUGCUGCUGGUGAUUUGCUUAGGGCUGAGAUCGCCACUGGCAGUGAUAAUGGAAAGCUUGCUAAACAGUAUAUGGAGAAAGGUCAACUUGUUCCCGAUCAUAUUGUUGUCAUGAUGGUGAAAGAUCGUCUCUUGAAGCCUGAUGCUAAGGACAAUGGUUGGCUUCUCGAUGGAUAUCCGCGGAGCUUGUCUCAGGCUACUGCCCUCAAAGGAUUCGGCUUCCAACCUGAUAUCUUCAUUCUUCUCGAGGUUUCUGAAGAUAUUCUUGUCGAGAGAGUAGUAGGGCGGAGAUUAGAUCCUGUUACUGGAAAGAUAUAUCACUUGAAGUAUUCUCCUCCAGAGACAGAAGAAAUUGCAGCACGGCUUACCCAGCGUUUUAUUAACGGAAAUGUCUCCAAGGAGGAAGUAUUUGCUCAAAUUGACAGUGCACUUACUAGUCUUUUGGAACAAAGGAAGGCUGCAUCAGGAUCUGUGGCCGCUUAGAUUAGCAUCUUUUGACAUUUUGAUCUAUCCUGACGUCCUGCUCUUG